Messenger RNA from Parastagonospora nodorum SN15, 1419 nucleotides. RefSeq lists its product as hypothetical. The transcript has a single exon. The record is from RefSeq and is a predicted model, not a curated record. NCBI's taxonomy places the organism in Eukaryota, Fungi, Ascomycota, Dothideomycetes, Pleosporales, Phaeosphaeriaceae. Bases 1 to 1419 code for a protein of 472 amino acids.
AUGGAAUACCGCCUGGAUCCGGGCCAGCCCGGCUUUACCCUGAUCGCGCAGGACAUCAUGUGCGCAUACCCCAUCAGCGACAUCUAUGCGCAAGCACCCCGGAUCCUGUAUUACUGCUUGCUCUUCCUGACAUUCGUCACGCUGCGACACCGAUGGCUUUCUCAGAUCUUCCUUACAGGCGCGGUUGCGUAUGCUGCCAGCGCUGCGAUUCACGCAUACAUUAUUGUGUCGAUACCGUCGAAAACACCACCACCUGCGCUGGUCAGUAUUCCGUUUAUCUCGUCGACAUCCAACUUGACCAGGACUAUCACGUCGCUGGUGACCAAUGCUAGUGCCGUCGUCGUGCAGCCUGACACGGUGGAAUUGGACAUCGACCCCAUCACCGCAGUGGUAGUAUCUGCAUAUCUAGUCGGACUGCCGCUGCAAAUUUGGUCACGCACGAUGCGCUCGCGAACCAUCAUCCGCUACAUGCUGCUACUUUGGAACCUGUUCAUGCUGGCCGGCACAAUCUGCGCGCUGGUCGCAUGGCCCACGACGAAUCUCACUGCGCCGCAGUACCGCUUCUGUUAUGAUGGCUACCCGGACCAGGAUUCAGAGUCCAGCGAUGGCUGGGACGCGACGUACUGGCGCGGAACCUGGAAUGCGACCGUGUCGGGCAUCUUCGGCGAUCCAAACAUGGUGUGGCAGAAUAUUUCGAAUAAUUGCUUCUAUCCGUGCUUCAACACGAGCCAGACUCUACGGCAGAGCUCGUCACUGAAAGCUGUUGUCUCGACGCCGACGACGACGUUUGCGAAGCUGCAUAAUGCACAGCGAGAGAUGAAGGAUGAGUUCCGGCCGCUGAUUUACGUUGCUAUUGUGGUCUUCUCGGUGGCCCAGUUCUUUUUGUAUACCGUGUCGAUUCUGAGAUUGGGCAGCGAGUCGAUGCACAAAACAAUCCACGAACCGCAGUAUUUGUGGCGCGACAAGGGCAAGAUAUGGAAUCAGUUGAGAGGGGAUAUGCUACGGAGCUAUUCGACCGUAGUUAUUCUGUGUCGGAGGCUUAGACGCCGUGGGCGUAGAGCUUCGUAUACUGCGACUGAGCUGCAGCCACGGAGCUUCGUAGCUGUCCUACGCCUGGUUGUCGACAUCUUUGCGCUCAUGACUCUUCUCGCCGGUAUCGCGAUUUCUCCUCCCCUGGUGGUGGCGUUUAUUUGCUGGAUCGAAUGGUACAUCCGGAACGACGGAGCAACGAAUGAAACAAUCAACCAAGUUGGGCAGUGGUCGCCUCUGGUUUCGGUCGCGGUUGUGCUUUUUGCAGCGGUUGUUUAUCAAUGGAAAGGCCGUCUGGCUUCUCGGGAUGAGGUUAGUGAAGAGAUACGCGAGGUGGAGUUGCGGUUGAGACACCUGAAGGGACAGUUGGAAGAAAAGAGUAGCAAAUGA